AACAUAUUGUUUUGAAUGGAACAAUAAAAUCAAAAUUCAGUGAAAAUAAGAACAAGGUUGUGUUCAUCAUCUUCUUCUUUUGAAAAUGGACGCCGUUUGCUCUUUGCCCUUGGUGGCUAAAGCCCCUAAAUUUUCUCUCCCCUGUUCCCAAUUAUUCAGACCUAAUUUUGGUGCCAAAUAUGGAGAUUUUACAUUUCCAAGAUCAUCUUCUGUCGCCGUUCACGGCAGGAGCUGUCUUGAUUUAACGAUUAAUUUAAGGAGGUCGAUGAUUUCUUACCGAGGAAAUAAGACGGAGCAAUGUUUUAGAGUGCCAUUCAUAUCAUGUUCGAUGGUAGAUGGAAAUGGAGAAUACAAUGAAUUGGAGCAGUCCUCUUCAAUGGAAUGCCAACAGGAGGGUGUUAUCGACUUGAAGCUCCCUAGAAGACGUCUGUUGGUAACUUUUACAUGUGAUGCCUGUGGUGUGCGGUCACAGAGGUUAAUCAAUAGACUAGCUUAUGAACGUGGGCUUGUUUAUGUGCAGUGUUCAGGAUGUUCUCAGUACCACAAGCUGGUCGACAAUCUUGGGCUUGUGAUCGAGUAUAACUUGGAGGAGGAAAUUGAUUUAGAUGCAAAGACGGAUCAGGUCUAGACAGAGCUUUUAAUUUGUCAGCAUUUCAAUUUUUGUGGGAAAUGAAUCUGCUGUGAUAUCUUGAAAAAUAUGUCAAAUUUUAAAUUUAUAAAUGAUAGUAAAACAUUUUGGAGAUAA
This is a messenger RNA of Salvia hispanica, 745 nucleotides long. RefSeq names its product Zim17-type zinc finger protein. The record is from RefSeq and is a predicted model, not a curated record. Gene Ontology annotation, molecular function: protein-folding chaperone binding; zinc ion binding. Lineage: Eukaryota; Viridiplantae; Streptophyta; Magnoliopsida; Lamiales; Lamiaceae. Gene Ontology annotation, cellular component: mitochondrion. Gene Ontology annotation, biological process: protein folding; protein stabilization; protein import into mitochondrial matrix.